CCUGCAGACUCCAGGAUGGGCAGCAGCAGAGGAUCUCCUGCAGACACAGAUGCAGCCGUGCUUCAUCAUCAUCAUCAUCAUCACCUGUCGGUCUCUCAUGUUAGACAGGCAGAGAUCCAGGUGGACCCGCGCGGCUCUCAGCUGAUCAGCACUUCCGGUCAAGACUAUAACACGUCAUCAGUGCAGCUGAUGAUCGGGAUGCUCCACCGAGGUUUGAGUGCUGAGCAUCAGUUUGAGUUUAGGCCCCGCCCACCGCGGAAGCUCACCUGCGAAGCGGGUCACCAGCGGGCUCAGGUCGCACACUCUGCCCAGAAACGACACCCACAGGUCGGCCGCGGUGUUGUGAGCCGCCACCUCUGCGUCGGUGAAGAAGCGCGGCCUCGUCAUGACGCGCACGGAGCUGCGGGACGGCGGGACGGGAAGGAGCGCGGCGGCGCGACGGACGCGUCACCAUGGCAACACAACCUGCUGGUCAUCACCGCGGCAACCGAGGAGACGGACGGCUUCAGGCGCUUCAUGAGGACGGCCCGAGAGUUCAACUACACCGUCAAGGUUCUGGGUCUGGGCGAGGACUGGCGCGGUGGAGACGUGGCGAGGACGGUGGGGGGCGGGCAGAAGGUCAGGUGGUUGAAGAAGGAGCUGCUCAAGCACUCAGAGGAGGCGGAGCUUGUGAUAGUGUUCGUGGACAGCUACGACGUGGUUCUGGCCGCCGGUCCGGACGAGCUGCUCGCCAAGUUCUCCCGUCUGGGUCACCGGGUCGUGUUCUCCGCCGAGGGCUUCUGCUGGCCCGACCAGCGCUUGGCCUCCAAGUACCCCCAGGUGCAUUCUGGGAAACGCUACCUGAACUCUGGAGGGUUCGUGGGUUUCGCUCCGGACCUCAGCACCAUCGUCCAGCAGUGGAAGUUCAAAGACGAUGACGACGACCAGCUGUUCUACACCCGGAUCUACCUGGACCGCGCCCAGAGGAACAAGUUCAACAUCACUCUGGACCACCGGUCCCAGAUCUUCCAGAACCUGAACGGAGCCAUCGACGAGGUGGUCCUGAAGUUCGAGAGGGGGCGGGCCCGAGUGAGGAACGUGGCCUACGACACGCUGCCCGUGGUCAUCCACGGGAACGGACCCACCAAGCUGCAGCUGAACUACCUGGGGAACUACGUCCCCACGGCGUGGACCUACGAGAACGGCUGCGGCAUCUGCGACGCCGACCUGCGCUCCUUUGAGGACACGGCCGACGAGCAGAUGCCGCUGGUGCACCUCGCCAUCUUCAUCGAGCACGCCACGCCCUUCAUGGAGGAGUUCCUGGAGCGGCUGGCCACGCUGAACUACCCGCACAGCAGGCUCCGCCUCUUCAUCCACAACAACGUGGUGUACCACGAGCAGCACAUCCAGAACUUCUGGCAGCGCCACAAGUCUCUGUUCCCGAGCGCCGUUCUGGUCGGACCCGAGGAGAACCUGGAGGAGAACCAAGCCAGAACCAUGGCCAUCGAGGCGUGCCGGAAGGAUCCGGACUGCGAGUUCUUCUUCAGUCUGGACUCCGACGUGGCUCUGACCAACCCGGACACUCUGAGGAUCCUGAUGGAGGAGAACAAGUCUGUCAUCGCGCCCAUGCUGUCCAAACACGGGAAGCUGUGGAGUAACUUCUGGGGAGCUCUGAGUCCUGAAGGGUUCUACUCCAGAUCUGAGGACUACAUCGAGAUCGUGCAGGGGAAGAGGAUUGGACUGUGGAACGUGCCGUACAUCUCACAGGUGUACCUGGUGAAGGGCAGCGUCCUGAGGUCUAAACUGUCUCACCUGAACCUGUUUGUGGAGGAAGGGAUGGAUCCGGACAUGGCGUUCUGCAAGAACGUCCGCGACCAGGGCGUGUUCAUGUUCGUCUCCAACCGCGAUGAGUUUGGACGUCUGGUGGCGUCCUCCAACUUCAACACGUCCAGACUGCAUCCAGACCUGUGGCAGAUCUUUGACAACCCUCUGGACUGGAGGGAGAAGUACAUCCAUGAGAAUUACUCCAAGAUCUUUGAGGACCAGAAGAGUUUUGUGGAGCAGCCCUGUCCGGAUGUUUACUGGUUCCCGGCUUUCUCUGAGAAGAUGUGUGACCAGCUGGUGGAGACCAUGGAGGACCACGGGGGCUGGUCUGGAGGGUCCCACAAGGACGAGCGGCUCGCCGGCGGCUACGAGAACGUGCCGACCGUGGACAUCCACAUGAACCAGAUCGGCUUCGAGAAGGAGUGGCUCAAGUUCCUGAAGGACUACAUCGCCCCCGUCACGGAGAAGCUGUACCCCGGAUACUUCCCAAAGGCCCACGCCAUCAUGAACUUCGUGGUCCGGUACCGACCCGACGAGCAGCCGUCCCUGCGGCCGCACCACGACUCCUCCACCUUCACCAUCAACAUCGCCCUGAACAGGAAGGGCGUAGACUACGAGGGGGGGGGCUGCAGGUUCCUGCGCUACGACUGUAAGGUGGAGUCCCCCCGGAAGGGCUGGUCCUUCAUGCACCCCGGCCGCCUGACGCACUACCACGAGGGCCUGCCCACCACCAGAGGAACCCGAUACAUCAUGGUGUCCUUCGUCGACCCCUAGCCCCGCCCACGCUCCGACCGUCCCUGAACGCCGGGUCCAUGAGUCCGCUUCACCUGAGGAGCAGCCAUAAACGAGCGGAACUUCCUGUUCCUGAAGGCUUUUCAGAAUAAGAGUCUUCUUUCUGCACCGUGCUGCCUUCACUGCCCCUCUGUAAAUGAGGAGGUGCAUUCAGGAACGUCCGGAGCUUCGGCUCCUCUAGACGUGUUCUUCUGGGGUUCUAGUGUCUUCUUCUCUGGUUGGGUUCUGCUUUCCUCGUGAAUGUUUGUAAAAAUGCUUUAAAUUAUUUGUUACAGACGAUCGAAUAAAGUUUUUCUAAAAAACGAGA
Oryzias melastigma (Indian medaka) is the source of this 2902-nucleotide messenger RNA. RefSeq names its product procollagen-lysine, 2-oxoglutarate 5-dioxygenase 3 (gene plod3). Gene Ontology annotation, molecular function: iron ion binding; L-ascorbic acid binding; procollagen glucosyltransferase activity. NCBI's taxonomy places the organism in Eukaryota, Metazoa, Chordata, Actinopteri, Beloniformes, Adrianichthyidae. The record is from RefSeq and is a predicted model, not a curated record. The transcript has 19 exons. Bases 16 to 2577 code for a protein of 853 amino acids. Gene Ontology annotation, cellular component: endoplasmic reticulum. Gene Ontology annotation, biological process: peptidyl-lysine hydroxylation.